This is a messenger RNA of Mesorhabditis spiculigera, 441 nucleotides long. The record is from the annotation of a GenBank genome assembly. NCBI's taxonomy places the organism in Eukaryota, Metazoa, Nematoda, Chromadorea, Rhabditida, Rhabditidae.
AUGGGAAUUUUAUCGAAAGGAUCGACCGGGGCAGAGUUUCGGUAUAAAGAAAACAAGAACUGCACGGGGACAAUGUUGGAACUGGAAAUUAACAUGAAGCGCUGGGCGAUGCACGAGAAAUUUCACUAUGCCUUUCGGGUUUGGUACCGUAACGUGGCUACAGUAAUUGCUCCAUUUCUCAUCCUGCUCAUUCUCAAUUUCUUCAUUGUUGUGGCAUUACGUGAACAGCCGCAGAUGUCCGUUUGCACGCAAUUGGCCGGGCCAGCAGCGGGUGACGUGGCGAAGCGGAAGACAUCACAGAGUAUGGCCCACCUCAGCGACGUCGAAUACGCCAAAAGAAAGAGUCUGGGUAGUGCUGAUCGACACAAUUUCGCUGCUGUCGGUGAUCGCCUGCGCGUUCCGGUUGCCGAUUCUCAUCUCGUGUCAGCAACAACUGCGCAA